Messenger RNA from Drosophila nasuta, 2542 nucleotides. RefSeq names its product phosphatidylinositol transfer protein vib (gene vib). Gene Ontology annotation, molecular function: phosphatidylinositol binding; phosphatidylcholine intramembrane carrier activity; phosphatidylcholine binding. Gene Ontology annotation, biological process: phospholipid transport. NCBI's taxonomy places the organism in Eukaryota, Metazoa, Arthropoda, Insecta, Diptera, Drosophilidae. The record is from RefSeq and is a predicted model, not a curated record. The transcript is spliced from 9 exons. Gene Ontology annotation, cellular component: cytoplasm. The coding region runs from base 219 to 1040 and encodes 273 amino acids.
UUUUGUAUAGUUCGGUCACAUUGCGUCUCGUCGUCGUGUACAAAAAUCAAUUACUAUUACUGCUGAAACUGAAUAUAUACGCAAAGCGUUUUCGCGAGUAAACAAAAACGGCAGUCAACUACAAUUAGCAAUAGAAGUUGUACGUGUACAAAUUAUAGUUGGCGCAAGAAGUAUUUGUUUGUUAAAUCUACGUAGCAAUACAUUUGGAAGGAAACAAAAUGCAGAUCAAGGAAUUCCGCGUGACUUUACCAUUAACCGUGGAUGAGUAUCAAGUAGCACAAUUAUUCUCAGUGGCAGAGGCGUCAAAGGAGAACACGGGAGGUGGCGAGGGCAUUGAGGUAUUAAAAAAUGAACCCUUCGAAAAUUAUCCAUUGUUGGGCGGCAAAUACAAUUCCGGUCAGUAUACAUAUAAGAUCUACCAUCUGCAAUCAAAAGUUCCAGCGUACAUAAGACUAUUGGCGCCCAAGGGCUCAUUGGAGAUACAUGAGGAGGCAUGGAAUGCUUAUCCUUAUUGUCGAACGAUUAUUACGAAUCCUGGCUAUAUGAAUCAGAACUUUGUAAUUUAUUGUGAUUCGCAUCAUUUUGCAAACGAUCUUGGCGAUUUGCCUAAUGUUCAUGAACUGACGCCCGAUAAGCUGAAAGUGCGCGAAGUUGUUCACAUCGACAUUGCCAAUGAUCCGAUUCUGCCCGCUGACUAUAAGCCCGAAGAGGAUCCAACCACCUACCAAUCGAAGAAAACUGGUCGUGGUCCUUUAGUGGGCGCUGAUUGGCGAAAACGCGUUGAUCCUGUGAUGACCUGCUAUAAGCUGGUCACGUGUGAGUUCAAAUGGUUCGGUCUGCAGACAAGAGUAGAGAAUUUCAUACAAAAGUCCGAGCGACGUCUCUUCACAAACUUCCAUCGCCAAGUUUUCUGUUCAACUGAUCGCUGGUUCGGUCUAACAAUGGAGGACAUUCGCGCCAUUGAGGAAAAGGUCAAGGACGAGCUUGACAAGGCGCGUCUGGUGGGCGAGGUGCGGGGCAUGCGUGCGGAUGGUGAUUAAAUUUAGUAGACAAUUAACAAAACCAGAUAUGUAAAUGUAAAAAAAACACACAAGAAAAACAAAAUGCAAUGAAUUGGUAAAAAGAGCAUAAAUAAAUUUAAAAAGGAAAACUUAACUAAAAUGCGAUUGGAAAAAAGGAAACGAAUACGAUAAAAGAAUUGCCGACAAGAGGAGGAAGAACAACAAAAACACCAAGUGUAUAACAACAACAAAAGAAAAAAAGAAACAACAGCAAAGCUUAGAUCUAGAGUAGCUCCCAAGCACAUCAACACAUCAACAACAACAAGGCAGGAUCAGCAGCAACAAGAACACCAAUCAAGAAAACCAAUCAACAACAGUGCCCUUUGGUUAAGUUUUAUUUUGUACGAAAAAUGUAAUCAGGAUAUACACAACAACACACAAUCCAUUUAAUCCCUUACUACAUUAUUACAAACAAAAAGUCACACUUUAGCAUUAAUAUUUUAAAGUUGUUGCCUCGAAUUCAAUUUGUAUUAUUGAUAUAAUUUGUUUAAGUUGCAACUGUAAAUGAAAUAAACUAAAUGACAGCAAAUGUAAAAAGUUUAAUAGCAACAAUGCAACACAAAAUGUUGCCUGACAAAACACACACACAAACGAGUCAAAUGAAAUGAAUAAAAAGUGCAUCGAAGCCAAGUAAAUCCAAUAAAAACAAAAGUCGAUAUCAACUUGUCUGAUAUACAACACACACACAUACCAUAUAUAUAUAAAACCUACACACACCACCAAACAAAGCCACAAAACAUGUAGAGGAACGAUCUGCAUAUGUAAAUCGUGCAACGAAGUUGUCAGAUUUCUUGAUAUAUUUACAUUGGAAAGACUUUGUGAGCGAGUCUUGCAUUCGCUUAGCCAUGCGGCGAAGUCGAGUUCGAGAUGCGAAUUCAUGAAUUAUGUAGAAGCGUAAGACUAAAGGGGGGUUGUUACUUUAUUUCCGGUAUUAUGCCAUAAAGCAUAUCAAUUCUUCAAGCUGAUAAACUCUUCAUCACCUCCCCCAAACACUGCAACCUCUGCCCAUUUGAUUUGAAGGUGAUCUCUUUGUCUUUGUAGAGUAGAUGAGCAAACAAAAACAUGAAUAUACAAUAUAUACUGCCAGAAUUGAUAGCAUUGACGAAAUUUGAUCAGAGCACACACAUCUUAUAUACAUAGAUAUAUGGGCACCACCUCUAGUACCAAAUCCGAAUGUUUCAAACACUUGCCGCUAUUUUCUGCUCAAAGUAUUAACUUUAUCUAUCUAUAAAACGUCCAUUUUAAAGUAAAACCUAACGAACGGCUUUUAACAGACACAAACAUAAUACUUAUGAUAUAAUAAUAAUAUUAACAAUGAAUAUAAAGCACAGCAUGGAAUCCAGUCUAAGGGAAUAAAUAGUAACUAUAAAAUAUGAAAUACGAAAUACACUCACAAAAGUGAAUUUAAUUGAACCUCAUAAGCUUAAAGCAUGGAUUUUCCAUAUGUAACUUCAUGAACACACAGUUAGGACAAAAACGCA